AUGAUUAAUGAAGCUGGCGGUGAAGAGGAGAUGGAUAUUACAGAUUUGCCAAUUCGCUUACAAGAGUAUAUCAGAGGGAUUAAGGAUGCUGCUGAUAGGCAAUCAAAUGAUGUGAUAAGGAAUGUGAGUUUUGCGCUCGACCGACGAAAGACAACUAUGGCUUUAAUGUGGGCUAGGGAAGAAGUACUUGUUAAAAGUGAACAAGAAUUUAGACGAAUUUUUCAAACCUUCACCGAUAGGUUUUUAUCCACUAGCAGUUGUUUGAUAGAAUUUUGUGAUGAGUUGAAGUAA
Messenger RNA from Enterobius vermicularis (human pinworm), 291 nucleotides. NCBI's taxonomy places the organism in Eukaryota, Metazoa, Nematoda, Chromadorea, Rhabditida, Oxyuridae. The record is from the annotation of a GenBank genome assembly.